CCGGGAGCCUGCUGCAAAAAACCCAUCGAGAAUUUUCCUUACAUUUUUCUAUAUUUUCUCUUCUUCCAUUUUCACCAUUUUGUUGGUGCUACUCAAGCUGAUCUGAGAAAAUUGUUCGUCUGGUUUCUGCAUAUUUCUGCUUCGAUGUUCUUCUGCUGUGCGGCUUCUACCUUUCAUCGACGUAUAUGAUGGCUACCAAUAGAUUACUCGUGGCCGUGACUAAAACCACUCUAAUAUGUGUAUGCGAAUUGAGGUUGCUGCGGGCUCUAAUCCCCGAGAGGGGAAAUUGUGAUUAAAAAACGUGUUUGCGUUUGGCGUUAGUAGAUCUACAGGAAAUGGGUCUUCUUUUCACAAAUUUUCAAACCAAUUCAUUGGAGGGCAAGGAUAAAACACGAGAAUGUGAACACAAAUGCAUUUUGAUAAAUGUACCCUCAAAACGGACUUAAUCCGCAAACGUAAACCAUCUUUUCACUUCAGCCAAUACAUUUGCUGAUUUUGUUACUUAGGAAACGCAAAAAGAUAAGAAAACACACGAAAGGAUUUUUGCUGAUCCUUCAAUUUUAAUUGGACAACCAAACCAUUUACCAGUUUUUUAAGCUUUUUCCUGCACUCAGACAGUUAUGCAAUACAAUUUGUUAAUUGCUUUUUUUACCCAAAUCUACUGACCAAAAUACUUCCAAUCAUAAAAUGCACCCAUAAUUUUAUUCAAAAAUUACUUAAUCGGUUUUUCGAUCUGCUAAACACUGUAUAUCAACAACAACACGAGAUUAGGGAAUGUGAGAGCAACGAAAAUCAGAGCAAGAAGAGGAUGCCUACAAACUUCUACAGUACCAAUGGCGAGGAUAAGGACCGGAUCCAUCUGCACAUCGUGCGAGGAGACACCGACACCUCCCCUGAUGAGCGGCACUUCCUCAAGUCCGUCGAAAAGGGCGACUUCUCUAGUGUCCAGAACUUUCUAGAAGAGUCCGCCAUCUACUUCAACAUUAACAUCAAUUGCGUGGACGCUCUUGGCAGAACCGGACUCAUCAUUGCAAUCGAGAAUGAAAACAUGGACAUCAUUGAACUUCUGCUGUCUUACAAUGUUGAGCUCGGAGACGCUUUGCUAUUUGCAAUUGAAGAGGAAGUGCCUCAGGCAGUCGAGGUGUUGCUCAACUACAGGGUUCCCAAGGCCUCCAAGAAGGAUCAGAUGGCACUCAUGAACGGAGGCAAGAAGCAGGAAAGUAACUUCACCCCCGAUAUCACGCCCGUGAUCUUGGCUGCACACACCAACAAUUACGAGAUUCUGAAGACAUUGAUUGCACGGGGUGCAACUAUUGUGAAACCACACGGCGUGAAAUGCAGCUGCUACGAGUGCGUGCACAGUGCAACUUUUGACAGUUUGAGACACUCUCAGACUCGAAUGAACGCCUACAGGGCACUGGCUAGCCCCUGUUUAAUGAUUCUAUGUAGCGAUGAUCCCUUUCUGACUGCUUUUGAGAUCAGCUGGGAGCUGUAUCAUUUGAGCUUUGGAGAAGUCGAAUUUAAAGAAGAAUACCAACGCCUGGCACACCAGUGCAGCAAAUUUGCGGUGGAUCUUCUGGACCAAACGAGAGGCAGUCAGGAGCUUAAAACUAUUCUGAACCGAACUACCGAUCCAAUUGAAAUUCUAGACUUGGAAGAUAACGCAGACAGUGAAAAAGAGAACAUGAACUUGUCCCGGUUCAAACUGGCUAUAGAUUACAGACAAAAAGAGUUCGUAGCUCACCCAAACUGCCAGCAGUUGCUGAGUCACAUGUGGUACCAAGGUAUCCCAGGCUGGAAGCAAGGAAACUGGAUUUACAAACUGGCCUUCACUCUUCUGAUCUCGUUCACUUUCCCUUUCACUUCAAUUUUGUACGUCUGCUUUCCGUUCCUCAAAUCCGCGGCUGUUCUGAAGAAUCCGUUCGUCAAGUUCAUAAACCACAGCGCAUCUUACAUUAUGUUUCUCGUUCUUCUCGUGUUGGCUUCUACUGAUACUUUCAACGACUUGGACGAGAACGAAACCCGAUCCCGUCCACCGAACAUCCCCGAGUGGAUUAUCGUGACAUACGUAAUGGCGUUCAUUUGGAACGAAAUGAAGGAGAUUUACGACAGUGGAUUCCUUGCUUAUUCAACUGACUUGUGGAACAUCAUGGACUUCAUUCAAAACUCACUUUACUUAGCAACUAUAUCACUCCGACUGGUCGUCUAUUUCGGAGACACCCGUGAAAUCAAGCGAGACCAGAUGAUUUCCAGUGACCCGAUGCUAGUAGCCGAAGGAUUGUUCGCAGUGGCCAAUAUCAGCAGCACUCUUCGCCUUCUGUUUCUCUUCACGGCUAACUCACAGCUCGGACCCCUGCAAAUAUCUCUCGGGCGCAUGAUCAUCGACAUCAUGAAGUUCCUCUUCAUCUUCGUCCUGGUUCUAGUGUCUUUCGCCAGUGGUAUGAACCAGUUGUUGUACCUCGAAUACCGCUACACUGAUGCCGGAGAAGCCAUAGAUGGGUGCAAAGGCGUGACAUGUGACCAACAGAACAAUGAAUUCUCCUCGAUCUAUCAUUCGAUGAUUUCACUCUUUUGGACUGUAAUGGGAAUCGUCAACUUGAGCGCUAUAUCAGUAAACACUAAGCAUGCCUUUACUGAACAGAUGGCAAUGUUUAUGUACCUCGUAUACCACAUAAUCGCGAUUGUUGUGCUGCUGAACAUGCUCAUUGCGAUGAUGAAUUUGUCUUAUGAGCAAAUAGAGACGAAAAGUGAUAACGAAUGGAAGUUUUCACGCUCUCGGCUUUGGAUGAGUUACUUCGAGGAAGGAAAGACAGUUCCACCUCCCUUCAACAUCAUCAUAUCUCCAAAAUCAGUAUACAAGUUCGUCCUGCGAAUCCGCACGCUAUGCGUUUCGGAUCUUCAGGAGCUGAAGCAACGCCAGAAAGCCACCAAAGUACAAUCAAAGAUGAGAGAAUUAGAACGAAAAUAUCAAGAUGUGAUGACUAAUUUGACACAGCGAUACAUUGCGAACUUGAAAAAGUCUCAAGACUACGCGCCGGUAACUGAAGAUGACUUGAACGAGAUUAAACAGGACAUUUCUGCGUUUAGAUAUGAGGUUAUCGAACUCCUACGACGAAGCGACGGCGAAGACGAAGCCGGGACAACCACUCGAAAAGCAAACGGGAUGCGCACUUCAGGUACAAAAACAGGCGGAAACAAGACUAAGGCGUCGAGCAAAGGAAGAAAGUCUGUGGUUGCUGCUAACAUGCAUAGCGGCGCCAGUGUCGACAGCAUGGCAACAUCAGACGUCAUUGUUAAUGGAGUCAGUGCGACAGGUCAAGGUCAAAAAGUAGUAAAACUGAAGCCAGCAGAGAAAGAAAAAGACGAGAUUAACACGGGACCAACAGCAUACAAAAAAGAAACUCUGUUCAAUUUCGAAACCAGCGACGAGCUUGUUAACAUGCACAAUUUGACAUCACAGUAUAUGCAAGGAAACAUCAGCAAUACAAUUAACACCAAUUUAAUCAACAACACGAUGCUGUUCAAAACGGACAAUCAGAAUGAAGGCGUGGGUUACACUAUGAUGCCGGCAUAUUACGACAAUUCACAUGAGGUGUUUCGACAGCCAUUUGUUCUUGUUCAGAGUCAAGAGAACCCAAAUGAAUUCCGAGUUCGCCGAAUAGAUCCGCCUGUUGAACGAGAGGAGCCGAAGCCUGAGUUUAUGGACCAGAUGAGUACCCAUCCAUGUGACAUUGAAGGUCACUCGGGGUUCAGUAGUCCUCGGAGACCAAGCAUUGCUUCGAAUAGAUCAACCGGGUCACAAAAGUUUGCAACAUUUCAGAGCGGUGGCAUGAGUGGGUUCCCAAAUAAAGAACAAAACCCAAGUGAGAGUCUAGAAACGGAUGGCAAAAAUAUCAACGAAAUAGAAUUUGAGUCGGUUACUCCUAAAAGCCAACACGAAAAUGACUCUCUAGGUAAAUUGAAAGAGGAGAAGGAGUCACAAGCAGCAGACGUUUCUAUUUUGGACUCAAACGUCGGAAUUGAUUCUGAACAUAAGAACGAGAAGGAAGUGCGCAAAUCGGAUACAAAGGAAACCCUGUUGAGCACGGGUGAAUCUCUCAAGUCAGAUGAGAUAAUAAUGAGAACCGAGGAUGUCAAAUCGCUGACAGAAACAAAUCAAAAAACCAAACUUGGGACCAAAAAUAGAACCGAUUCAUUUGAGAUGAAGAAAAAGACAGCCCCUUUGACUCCGCACGUGACUGAAAAGUAUCCCCAGGGGUACACAGAGUACCAGGGCAUCAAGUUUCUGCCCCCUAAGACUCCUAAAUUCACCCCCAUUACGCUAAAUGGAACCACUAAUGGGGUAGGUAUUCCAAAACUGACCAAGCCGCUUCAGGAUAAUGCCACUUCUGCAUCAACAACCAAAUAGACCACUGCGAAGCGCAAAUUCUCAGUAAACUUAUUUCAUUUAUCUCGCCUAACGAACCAAAUCAUGGCUAUUUCAUCAGACUUCUAACAUAUCUAAUAAAAACCUCCUCUCGUUAAGCUGCUAAUACGGUUGUUUGAAAUUAUUUGAUGAAAAAUAAUAUUAUACCAACACAAGCAAAUGAAAUUGCAGAGUUCUUGCUACCGUGUCUGUAAAAAAUAUUCCACAUACGAUUUUUUUUCUCCAAAAACAGGAGAACAUACAAUCUU
Molecule: messenger RNA, 4674 nt
Organism: Symsagittifera roscoffensis
Lineage: Eukaryota; Metazoa; Xenacoelomorpha; Acoela; Convolutidae
Product: short transient receptor potential channel 4-like
Exons: 3
Coding region: 809-4408 (1199 amino acids)
Biological process (GO): calcium ion transmembrane transport; regulation of cytosolic calcium ion concentration
Cellular component (GO): plasma membrane; cation channel complex
Molecular function (GO): inositol 1,4,5 trisphosphate binding; store-operated calcium channel activity; protein binding
Source: RefSeq, a predicted model, not a curated record